AUCAACCCCGAGGACCUCUACAGACAGCAAAUACGCAGAGCAGCUGGAAAGGGGCCGUCCGUACUGAGGGUUUUCUUCACUUCCAGGAGAGGGACUUGUCCCAGGCGCCGCUCGCAGUUUGAGGCGGUCUGGUGCGGCGCCCUAACCUUCCGCUGACAGCUCGAGAAAAGGAUGGCGGUGGAGGUCUGGGUUUGGCUUAGGAUCGGGCUGGACAGCACGCCUAGUGACCCGGUCCCGACGCGCCAGGGAAAAGAAGAGGUCGCGGGUGCACUCUCGUCCGGGCGACGCCCGCUGCCCGGCUCCGCCCCGCGCGGCCGGGCGCGCGCACCCUAGGUGUCGAGGCGCAUCCGGGUGGCGGACUGGGGCCUGGAAGAGUGGGGGCCCAUAGAGGGGCUUCUAGAAGGAAACGGCGGCAGCGCCCCCACUCGGUCGUUCAAGUCGAGAGCGCCGGUACUUGUGAGACCCGGGGUUAAGAACCUUCUCGGAGGUGGAGGUUUCUGUUUCUCGUGCCACCAUGCUGACUGUCCGCCUCUCCAGACCCCUGUCACAGAUCCGGGGCAAAACCUUGAAUUUCUACAAUAGAGAGAAUGAAAAGAGACGCACGCUGCUGUGUUACUCCGCAUCAUUUGUCCCUGUGGGCCAUAGGACCUAUGCCGACACCGCGACGGUGGUGGACCCGGUUGGCAGCAAAGCUGUCCUGAUCACAGGCUGUGAUUCUGGAUUUGGGUUCUCCUUGGCCAAGCAUCUGCAUUCAAAAGGCUUCCUUGUGUUUGCUGGUUGCUUGAUGAAGGAGGCAGGGGGUGAAGGCGUCAAAGAGCUGGAUAGCUUGAAGAGUGACCUGCUGAAAACCAUCCAACUCAAUGUCUGCAAUAGCCAGGAGGUGGAGAGAGCCGUGGAGGAGGUGCGCAGCAGCCUGGAGAACCCUGAAAAUGGCAUGUGGGGCCUGGUUAACAACGCAGGUAUCUCAACAUUUGGGGAGGUGGAGUUCACCAGCAUGGACACCUACAAGGAGGUGGCGGAAGUCAACCUCUGGGGCACAGUGCGGACGACAAAGUUCUUUCUUCCUCUCAUCCGAAGGGCCAAAGGCCGCGUGGUCAACAUCAGCAGCAUGCUGGGCCGCAUGGCCAACCCCGCGCGCUCCCCGUACUGCAUCACCAAGUUCGGGGUGGAGGCCUUCUCCGACUGCCUGCGCUACGAGAUGCUCCCGCUGGGCGUGAAGGUCUGCGUGGUGGAGCCCGGCAACUUCAUCGCGGCCACCAGCCUCUACAGCCCCGAGCGCAUCCAGAUCAUCGCCAACAGGAUGUGGGACGAGCUGCCCGAGGUGGUGCGCCAGGACUACGGCCGGCAGUACUUCGACGAGAAGAUCGCCAAGAUGGAGACCUACUGCAACAGCGGCUCCACCGACACGUCCCCGGUCAUCAACGCCGUCACCCACGCCCUGACCGCCGCCACCCCCUACACCCGCUACCACCCCAUGGACUACUACUGGUGGCUGCGAAUGCAGAUCAUGACCCACUUCCCGGGGGCACUGUCUGACCGCAUCUACAUAUACUGAAGUUUCCUGCUGCGUCUGGGUGGAAAAGCAGCAGGGGGGAGGGGGGGAGCGGGAGGAAGGAAGCACAGAGAGGGGGUAGGGGAGGGGAGAGCGGAGCUGGCGCAGUCGUCUUUCAUUUCCGACUGUGUUAUUCGCGGCUCCUGCCGCACUGCAGUACACCACAGUGUAGUGAUAACCAGAGCGUCGGCCCUGCCCGGCCGGGGUGCAGUGAGUGGCAGGCAGGGCCCCUAGGCUCAGGCAGACGUGGCCAUCCAUCUCCCUCCAGUUGAUCUCAUGCAAAGAUUUGUGGGGAAACAUCUUUAUAUUAAAAACAGAUU
This is a messenger RNA of Condylura cristata (star-nosed mole), 1872 nucleotides long. It is a transcript of the gene BDH1, whose product is annotated as 3-hydroxybutyrate dehydrogenase, type 1. The record is from RefSeq and is a predicted model, not a curated record. The transcript is spliced from 7 exons. Bases 515 to 1555 code for a protein of 346 amino acids. Lineage: Eukaryota; Metazoa; Chordata; Mammalia; Eulipotyphla; Talpidae. Gene Ontology annotation, molecular function: oxidoreductase activity.